Anarrhichthys ocellatus (wolf-eel) is the source of this 4053-nucleotide messenger RNA. It is a transcript of the gene atf2, whose product is annotated as activating transcription factor 2. NCBI's taxonomy places the organism in Eukaryota, Metazoa, Chordata, Actinopteri, Perciformes, Anarhichadidae. The record is from RefSeq and is a predicted model, not a curated record. Gene Ontology annotation, molecular function: DNA-binding transcription factor activity; DNA binding. Bases 957 to 2477 code for a protein of 506 amino acids. Gene Ontology annotation, biological process: regulation of transcription by RNA polymerase II. The transcript has 12 exons.
ACGAGUUAAUUUAUUUUAUAAACAUGUACGGUUAUCGGUUACUGUUUGAAUCACUUUAUGAAGCAAUAAUAGCCAACAUUGUCCUGGUACCAGCUUCUCCAAAGGAAGAAUCUGCUGAUGAAUAUUUAUUUCAGUUUUGUUCCAUUUUAAAUUGAGUGUCUUUAGGUUCUGGUCUGUUAGACAAACUCUAUUUAAAAGUGUCUCUUUGGGAACUGGUGAUGGGCUAAUUAUUUAUCUAAACAUGCAAAUUAAUAUCCAAUCACAGAAUGGUAAAUACCAAACAACAUAUACCGGUGUAGUUGACAGUUUAAGAUGUCAGAUGGAAUUGAAAGCAAGCUUGUAUGUGCUGGUACUUAACAACUCAAUAGUAGUCUUCUGAAGAAACUAAAAGUACCGUACAUCCUUAUCUUUUAUAACUAAUAGUUAAUAACCAUGUGCUAGAGUUUUUAACAUUGAAAGCUAACGCAGUGCAAAUAUCUUAAAUAUAAUAUAUCAACAGGUAUAUAGGCAGCACGAACACCAAACUAUCAAGGUGUAUGGCUACUUAAAGCCUCAAGAACAUAUAAAUGAACAAUACACUUGUUAAGUGAAGUACGAGACAUCAUAUUCAGUAAUUCAACUUUUGAAACGAAAAUGUUUUUAUCUGGUGGUUCUGGAUUUUUCAGUGAGGGAGGAGUAGUAGAUGUAAUUUUAAUGCGGUAAUUUAAAUUUUUUGUGAAAAAUAAAACAUUAUUCAAAGCAGAGUAUUUACAUAUGUCUUAAAAACCGCAUUGAAGGGGAUCUGUAAUUAAAUUACUGAAUAAAUGUUCAAAAACUACAUGAGAAUCCUGGCACUGUCCUCGUGUGACGUUUACGGAAAUGCCUCAGCCUCUCUCGCGAUACUUUGGUACAGACGUGGGAUUUUGUAAAUUAAGGGUUGUGGCUGAGAGAGGGUGACACAACAGGAAUUCCUUAAUAUGAGUGAUGACAAACCUUUCCAAUGUACUGCUCCUGGGUGUGGACAGAGAUUCACAAAUGAGGACCACUUGGCUGUCCACAAGCACAAACAUGAGAUGACCCUGAAGUUUGGCCCUGCGAGGAACGACAGUGCCAUCAUUGCUGACCAAACACCGACACCUACCCGCUUUUUGAAGAACUGCGAGGAGGUCGGACUCUUCAAUGAACUUGCAAGUCCGUUCGACCACGACUUCAAGAGAGCGAGUGAAUAUGACAUUAAAAGGUUACCAUUGGAUUUGUCACCUCUUGCGACGCCUAUCAUCCGCAAUAAAACUGAGGCGCUCACAGCUAUGGAGGCACAUCGAGACAGCCCACUGCCUCACCCCGAAUCUACCACCAACGAUGACAAGGAUUUAUCUUUGCAGCCAGCCUCACUGCCAACAUCCACUAUAGUCCAUCCUGCAUCCCUCCAAGUUCCCAAUGUACUUCUAGCAACCUCAGAGGCUAAUGUUGUAAUACAGCAAGCUCUCCCAUCACCAACAUCUAGCUCUGUUAUUACCCAAGUCCCAUCCACUAAUAGGCCUAUAGUCCCGGUGUCUGGCACCUUCCCUGUGCUCUUACAGCUGCCUAAUGGUCAGACCAUGCCGGUUGCUAUACCUGCGUCUAUUGCAACCUCAAGUGUACAUAUCCCAACUACGAUCCCUCUUGUCAGACCUGUCACCAUAGUGCCUAACGUCCCCGGGAUCCCAGGACCUCCCUCGCCACAGCCACAGCCCGCCCAAUCAGAAGCGAAGCUGAAACUGAAAAUCACGUUAAGCCAGCAGCUUCCUCAGGUAACCAACAGAAAUGCUGUUGAAGUCCAGAGCAGCGCCGUGACCCACACCGCUGCUCCCACUUCUCCUGCUCCGACCCGAGCCCCGACUCCAGCCCCCAUCGCGGUCCUAACUCCUCCUCACCUGCCCACGACUGAGGAGCCUUCCCCCCAUUCCCUUCAGCAGCCAGCCACCUCCACCACAGAGACACCUGCUUCUCCAGCGCCCCCUGCGCCAAACCCCCCAAGCACCGGGGGUCGCCGGCGCAGAACCACAAGUGAAAACCCCGAUGAGAAGCGGCGCAAGUUUCUGGAGCGUAACAGGGCUGCAGCCUCUCGCUGUAGGCAGAAGAGGAAAGUGUGGGUCUCGUCUCUGGAGAGGAAGGCUGAUGAUCUCAACUCUAUGAACGGACAACUACAGAGUGAAGUCUCCCUGCUGAGAAACGAAGUGGCUCAGCUGAAGCAGCUUCUUCUGGCUCAUAAAGAUUGCCCUGUAACCGCCAUGCAGAAGAAAUCUGGCUAUCACAUCUCUGACAAGGACGAGAGCUGCGAGGAGAUGUCUGUCCCCGGCAGCCCCCAGAACGAGGCCAUCCAGCACAGCUCCGUCAGCACCUCGAACGGGGUCAGCUCCUCCUCCGCAACCUCAGCCGCCUCGGCCUCGUCCAGCGGCACCGCCACUACAUCCAACCAGAGCACAGAGGAGACCCGGUCUCAGCCUUCGGGGAGUUGAUCGUCCCCAAACUGUGCCUGAGCGCCGGCGCUGGAGCGCUGUUGCCUCAGAGGAAAGGGAUUCUCUCUCAUCUUUAGUUUGGACUCUGCUGUUUUCAAUUUGUUUAUGUUCGGUCCAUUUUGCUUUUUUGAAAAUGCAAACGUUUUCUCUGGAAUUGAUGAAGACAAAAGAACAGGCACUUUAGGUGUGAUUUAUUUAUUAUUAUUUAUUAUUUAAAAUAAGGUUUGAUCAGUGAAUUGUUAGACCUCACCAAAGUGUAUCGUUGUUCAUUUGUAACUAGUUUGCUUGUUUGUUUUCAUGACUUGAAAUAAGCACUAUCUUUAUGAUGAAGUUAAAUAAAGAGGAGUCACUUUUUUCAUCAUUUGCUUUUCACAUUUUGCACAUUUUGAGAGACGACGGGUUUACCUUUUUAAGAGUUUUGACAGCUCACAUGUUAAGUACUGGCAGCUUUUUAGAAGUCGAUUUAAAUACACAAAUGUAAACGGCCGAAUCGGAUUUUAGACUUGACAACUUUUCUGUGAGUGAGAUCAGCUGUAGUCGCAUCGUGUAGUUUGAAUGUUCGAGCUCACCUCUGCUUGUAACACUAGUCUUAAGGACGUGAGCUUUUUAGAAACGUGUGUUAUUUCAUCAACAUUCCACCUGUAGUCCGAUUGUUCCUCAAGCAGUGAUUGUAGGAUUGCAGUACCUUUUCCAUUACUCAAUCUCUGUGAUGUGGACUUCAUUCAGUGCCAUUAAUGUUUUUGUAUGAAUUACUUCUGUACAUUUUUAAUGCCGAUUAGCUUGAGUUGACAGUUGUUCUCUCAGAUUAAAGGUCUCAUGAGACGUAGUUUCUCAGUAAGGAAGUAUCUUGUUGUAUACUGUCUUUGCUUUAAAAGUGACUGUUUAUGACUUUAAUGCAGAAGAACAUUAUGUUGUUUUCACGAUUGUAAAUCCUCAAUGACGUUUUUAGAAAACCUUGUAAGUAACAUCAGUGAUAUGUGAUCUUUCUGGGUGUUAUGUACUUUGGUUUCAGUAGCUGAGCCCUGUUGAACUCUGUGAACAAUGUUUCAGUCAUUAGGAUAGGCCUCUUCCUGACUCCAUAUCUCGUCAUGUGAAGUUAAAGCAUUCGGAUGUGAACUGGGAUCACAUCGUGUAUCUUAGAGUAACACUACUACCGCCUGUAAGAAUUGUGAGCAUUUCAUCAUUGAAAUAAUUGUAGGAAGCAAAUCAAACCAUGAAGUCAAUUUGCCUUUUCUCUUAGUCUGUGCUGGCUUACUACUGUGUAGUUCUAUGAGAAGCCAACGCAUUGUUUUCUUAAAGUAUGAUUUUUUUGAAAAUGUAUUUUUAUUUAACUGUUAUGUGCUAUCUGCAUGAGGUAAUAAUUCUCUGCGAGAAUUUAACUGUUUCUUGGAUAAUGUCUCGUUCAGAUAAAUAUCAUCAGACAAGUUGUAGUUCUAAGUUCAUGAAAGCUUUGGUUCGUUUUCUUUACCAUGGCCUAACUGCUAAAAAAGGAAUGUGGUACUGUGUUGAAAGUGUACCUGUAACAUGAGAAAGUUCUGUAUACAAAUUUUAAUUGAUAAGUUGUUGUAAUAAACCU